GAGCCUCCCCUCUCACCGGAUGCAGCUGGAAGCGAGGCAGCAAACCCAGAUGAAGGCACUGCAGCCGCCAUCGAGGAGGAGGUUGAGGCACCUCUGGAAGAAGAGGGCCUGGAGCCGCAGGAGCCGCCUCCAGAAGAGCUCUACGAGGAGUAUCCUCCAGAGGAGCUUCCGCCAGAGGAGCUUGCGCCAGAGGAGAUGUAUCCGGAGGAAGCUCCCCCAGAAGAGGCAGCGGAGCCUCAGGCGCUGGUGAUCCAGGUGCCGGGCAUCAGCAACCACCUUUACGAGCUUUGA
This is a messenger RNA of Symbiodinium pilosum, 291 nucleotides long. NCBI's taxonomy places the organism in Eukaryota, Dinophyceae, Suessiales, Symbiodiniaceae. The record is from the annotation of a GenBank genome assembly.